Molecule: messenger RNA, 1065 nt
Organism: Corticium candelabrum
Lineage: Eukaryota; Metazoa; Porifera; Homoscleromorpha; Homosclerophorida; Plakinidae
Exons: 5
Coding region: 1-1065 (354 amino acids)
Source: RefSeq, a predicted model, not a curated record
AUGUCUAGGCAGCUACAUGAAGCGUCAAAGAGAACACCGAUGCCAGCUCCAAGAACGCGCCCCCGUCUUCGGCCAUCAUGUCCUGUGCCUGUUGAAGCAAUCUUGAACGCAAAGUCGAUGUAUGACAUGGAACACUUGUCCAAACCACUAAACGUUGAGCAAGAGGAACUGAGAAACUGUACGAAUGUGGAGGAGAUGCGAGAAAUCCUUCUCAAACAUGUCAAAAAAUCGUAUCGCGUAGACAGAGCAGAGGCUCCGCCUAUCGCCGUAGCUCAAUCGCUACUCAAACAAAACAAAGAUACAAAAGCACAAUUCGUAGAGCUAGUCAACAAGACAGAAGACUUCGUUUAUGGAGAUGAUCACGAGUGGUUUGAUAAACUUCGCAUCACUAACGACAAACUUUGGGUGAAGCGAGCGGAUUUUCAAAAAAUUAGAGAAGAAUGUGAGAAGAAACCAAUGCUGCUAGUUGCAGGUAGCAGUUCUGUUGGCAAGAGUACUUUGCUUAAUGCUCUGCUUGGAGAAGAAAUCCUUCCAAUGGAUUACAGUGCAGCUACAAAAGUGCUUUGUGACAUCAACUUUGGCACGAAGAAAGAAGCUGUCAUUCAUAAUGAAAUGACAAUUAAAGAAUGGAUUAAUCUAACGACUUAUGAAGGACGGGAAAGACUUAGAAAAGUUGUAAGUCACAAAAAGGAACACGUCAGCAAUAGAUUAUUCCAAGCAGAUCUCUCUGGCAAAGAAAGCCCAAAGACUUCAAGCAGAGCAACUCAGUGUUCACGCGUUUCAAUUUUCUGGCCCAAUGAGUAUUUGCAGAAUUUUACGUUGGUUGACAGCCCUGGUGUGACAGAAGAUGAUGCAGAAAGCUCCACAACACGAGAAAUUACUGAGAAUUGUCAACGUAGUGCUGCAUGUGGCUUUAUCUACAUGCUGGAUGCUACCCGAGCAGCAGAAGAGACAGCACAGGAUUGUCAGUUUGGCACACUGCAUGAUGAUUUGAUACGAUAUCGGAUCGUAAUUGGAUUGAAGGACAAUCGGUUGUCAGAAAGAUACAAAUCGACCAGGAAUUAA